AUGAUUAUAGGCAAACAACCACAAUAGAAAAUAGACUCUACAGUGAACAUUAACAAUAACUUCAAUCCUGAAGCAGAUUAUAUUAUUAAGUCGAAAUAUAUUCUCAAAAAUUAUAUCAAGGGAGGUGGGUUUGGUGAUAUAUUUGUGGCUAAGCAUAUUGAGAAAGGAUAUGAAGUAGCAAUCAAAUUUGUAAUGAUCCCAUUCAUUUUUAUAUUCAAAUAGAGUGAAUUAAACAACGAUGAAGCGACAAGAUAGUACGAAAAUGAAGUGGAUGCAAUGAAGACUAUAAAGAGAAUUGCAGGAGUAAGAGCAAGCUUAUUCCCAAAAUUACUUGCAAAUGGAUAUCUUUCAGACAAGAAGCUAAACUACAUUAUCAUGCCAAAGUAUGAUAUUGACUUAGAACGCCUAUUUAUGCAAUAUAAGAGGAAAUUUAAGAUGGAGACUGUCAUUACUCUUGGAUUGCAGAUAAUAGAGCGUCUGGAGAUAAUGCACAACUGUGGAUUGAUUCAUAAUGACCUUAAGCCAUAGAAUAUAAUGACAAACUUCAAGUCUAAUACAGUUUUUCUAAUUGAUUUCGGAUUAACUUUAAAUCAAAAUUAAGCUUAAAAAAUUGCUUACACAUUCAAGGGAACACCAUAUUUUGCAUCCAAUAACUAACUUGUUAAAGGAAAAUUAGGUGCAAAAGAUGACUUAGAAUCCUUGGUCUACAUACUAAUAUACUUUAUUCAGGGUUAUUUACCUUGGGCAAAGAAUGUACCGGUAUUAAGUGAGGAUAUGCAAGCUCACUUAGAGGUUUAACAAGUAAUCCACUAGCGAGACCCAGAUACUUUGUGCACAGAUUUAGAUCCUGAGUUUAACUCUAUGCUAUCCUACAUCCAGUCCUGCUCAGCUAAAUAGAAACCUGAUUAUAGAUAUAUAAAAAAGCAACUUUAAACUAUCAAAGAUAGAAAUAACUUUCUAGGUUAAUUAGAAUGGAUCCAUAGUCCAGACCCAUCAACUCCUAUGAUUAAUCCUUUAAACAAUUAAUUAAUCGGAUCUGGUAAUAAUAUCAAUAAUCAGCUCUUCAAUUUAUAAAAUGUACAGAUGAAUUCAAUAGAAAUUCGUUCAGGAAAUAACACUAGCUCAAUAGCCAAUUCGAUUUCUAACAAAGAUUAGCAUAAAAAGAAUCCGCAAAAUCUCUAAAUUGAGAUUGGAAAGCUUUCUUCUCAAAAUAUUCAUUAAAAGAGAAUGACUAUAAAUACCUAGAAUAAAAAUAAUGUUAUAAUGGAGGAAAGUGAGUACAAUUCUGGGGGUUUGAAAUCUAAUAGGCAUGUAGAACCGCAUUCAGCUUAGUAGUUAACAAGGAGGAAAAAAUAGUUGUAAGGCGGCUAGAACAAUUAAGCAGAACUAAAACACCAGGAUAGUGCCAGAGGUCAAAAGAAAAAGCUUGUCAUUAAGAAAAAGAAAGGAAGUCUUACUAGAAUAAAACUAGAAGAGGGAGGUUUAGAUCCACUUUAGGCUUAAUUCCUUAAUAUCUAGAGAGCAAACUCAAAUGUUUAAUAGUAGCAAAUCAAUCGUAGGAAGAAAAUAAAGAUAGAUUCAGAUUAAAUUUUUGAGGCAUUGGAUGGCAAUAACUCACUCGAUGAUAUUAAUCAAGAUGAUUUCGAAGAAAUUUUUAAAACUAUGAUACCUGUACAAUUUGAAUGCAACUAGAACAACCUCAAAUUUGUAAGUUCAAAAAAUAAAAAAUUAGAAAAACGGCUAAAAUCAGUAAGCUGA
This is a messenger RNA of Stylonychia lemnae, 1758 nucleotides long. The record is from the annotation of a GenBank genome assembly. NCBI's taxonomy places the organism in Eukaryota, Ciliophora, Spirotrichea, Sporadotrichida, Oxytrichidae.